GGAGCACCUUUGGUGUUUUUUUCCGCCUAAAAAUGAUGUUUUUCAUGCAGUUUUCGACCGCGCGAGGCUGCUCCGUGCGCGGCCGGCGAUCGGAACCACGGAGUGUGUUCCGCGAGGAGAACACAAAGAGCGAGCAGAACACGCUUUGGCAGCGCCGGGGGCCCCAACGAACCCUGCGCGCCGGCGAGCGCUGCCGGGGCUGUGGGCGGGUGAUGGUGGCGUGACCAGGGGACAGACGGGCGGGCGCGGGAGGGCUCCACCUGCCGGGCGGGGAAAACGACAUGGCGGAACUCAUCACUGUCACUUCCGGCCCUACGGCAGCCGGCGGGAGUCAAGCGGCGGCGCUGUGUGAGCGCGUCACUGAGCGUGUGCGCCACUUCCGGCUGGCGGCGGCGGGAGCACCAUGCCCAAGUUUUACUGUGAUUACUGUGACACGUACCUCACCCAUGACUCGCCCUCCGUGAGAAAAACCCACUGCAGUGGCCGGAAGCACAAGGAGAACGUGAAGGAUUACUACCAGAAAUGGAUGGAGGAGCAAGCCCAGAGCCUGAUUGACAAAACAAUAGCGGCUGCAUUCCAGCAAGGGAAAAUUCCACCGACGCCGUUCUCGGCACCACCUCCGGCCGGAGCCAUGAUUCCACCUCCUCCCAGCAUCCCUGGCCCCCCCCGGCCCGGCAUGAUGCCAGCCCCACACAUGGGGGGGCCCCCGAUGAUGCCAAUGAUGGGCCCACCCCCCCCAGGAAUGAUGCCAGUUGGACCUGCUCCUGGGAUGAGGCCACCCAUGGGAGGACACAUGCCAAUGAUGCCAGGGCCCCCCAUGAUGAGACCCCCCUCCAGACCCAUGAUGGUGCCAACCAGGCCAGGAAUGACCCGUCCAGACAGAUAAAGAUGGAGAUGAAGCUGCCUUUUCAUAUUAGGACCUUCCCAAUGACUAACACCACAGACCUGUGUUCCCGGGGCUUUGUACUCAGUGUGUGGAGAGAUUCUGCUGUAAACUCAGCAUAAGAAUGGACACACCCUGCACUGACUUGUACGAGGUCUGGCUUUUUGGGUGUCUCUUUAAUUGUAUUAUUUCCCUCCCCCCCCGUUCAAUGACAAAAACAAGAAUAAACAUUGAUGUUGUUUCCAUAUGGA
Molecule: messenger RNA, 1134 nt
Organism: Agelaius phoeniceus (red-winged blackbird)
Lineage: Eukaryota; Metazoa; Chordata; Aves; Passeriformes; Icteridae
Gene: SNRPC
Product: small nuclear ribonucleoprotein polypeptide C
Biological process (GO): spliceosomal snRNP assembly; mRNA splicing, via spliceosome; mRNA 5'-splice site recognition
Cellular component (GO): U1 snRNP; nucleus
Molecular function (GO): pre-mRNA 5'-splice site binding; zinc ion binding
Source: RefSeq, a predicted model, not a curated record